Messenger RNA from Pyrgilauda ruficollis (rufous-necked snowfinch), 1982 nucleotides. It is a transcript of the gene CD276, whose product is annotated as CD276 molecule. The coding region runs from base 127 to 1074 and encodes 315 amino acids. Lineage: Eukaryota; Metazoa; Chordata; Aves; Passeriformes; Passeridae. The record is from RefSeq and is a predicted model, not a curated record. The transcript is spliced from 8 exons.
UCGUGCCGGGGCCGCCGCCCGCCGCCCGCGCUGUGUCCGCCGCGGGCCCGCUCAGGAUUCCCAGAAGGGUCCUCCCGCCGGGAUUCCCGCUCCUGCUCCCUCAUCCCAGCUCUUCCCGUGCCAAGGAUGCCCUUCCCGCUGCUCAUCCUGGCACUCAGCCUGGCAGGUGCCAUGGAGAUCCAGGUGCCGGAGGAGCCCGUGGUGGCCCUGUUUGGCCACGACGCCACCCUGCUGUGCUCCUUCUCUCCCGACGCCAACUUCAGCGUGGCCGAGCUGAGCCUCAUCUGGCAGCUGACGGACACCAAGCGCCUGGUGCACGGCUUCUCCGGGGGCCGCGACCGGCUGCAGGACCAGGGUCGCGGCUACGCCAACCGCACGGCGCUCUUCUACGACCAGCUGCCACGGGGCAACGUGUCCCUGCUGCUGCGCCGCGUGCGCAUCGCCGACGAGGGCAGCUUCACCUGCUUCGUGCGCGUGCGCGACUACAACAGCGCCGCCGUCGCGCUGCAGGUGGCGGCUCCCUACUCCAAGCCCAGCGUGCACCUGGAGCCCAGCAAGGACCUGAAGCCGGGCGACGUGGCCGAGGUGACGUGCCACGCGUCCCGCGGCUACCCCGAGGCCAGCGUGCUGUGGCAGGACAGCCGGGGUGCCAACCUGACUGCCAACGUCACCACGUGGCAGGUGGCCAACGAGGAGGGGCUCUUCGAGGUGCGCAGCGUCCUGCGCGUGCUGGUGGAGCCCAGCGUCACCUACUCGUGCCUGGUGCUCAACGCCGCGCUGCGCCAACACGGCCACGCCUCUGUCACCAUCACGGGCCAGCCCCUGGCAUUCCCGGCGGUGGCCCUGUGGGUGACAGUGGCCCUGGCCGUGUGCGUGGUGGCCCUGCUGGGCGUCCUGGCCUUCGUGUGCCACCAGAAGAUCCGGGAGAGCUGCCGGGAGGACGAGGAGCGCGCAGGGCCAGAGGAGCGGGAUGAGGAGGGGGAGGAGCCCAAGACAGCUCUGCAGCUGCUGGAAAACACGGAGAGCAGAGAGGGUCGGGAGCAGGAACAGGAGCAGGAGCAGGAGAUCGAUUGACGGCAGCCCCGGAGCCCCGGCCCCGCCCGCGGGUCCCCGAGCGAGCGGCGACACCGCCGGGCAGGUGACACCGCCGGGCAGGUGACACCCCCGUGCAGGUGACACUCCCGGGGAGGUGACAUUUCCAAGCCGGUGACACCCUCGGGGCAGCGACAACCCUGGGGCUGCGAAACCCCUGGGUGGUGACACCCCUGGCUCGGUGACACCCCCGGCUCGGUGACACGCCCGGCUCGGUGACACCUCCAGCCUGGUGACACCCCCGGGGCGCCCCAGCGAGGAGGACCCGGAGCUGCCGCCUCCCCCAUCCCAUUCCCAUUCCCCGCCUCCCGUCCUUCCCGGGAAAGGUGGGGUGAGGAUCUGCCCGGUGUCCCCUUGUCCUUCUGCAUGUCCUUGUGUCCAUCCCAGGGGGACAUUCCUGUUCCCUGCUCUGGUGCUGCUCCGGGCACCUUUCCCCACCCUUCCUGAGCCCAGAGCCUCGGGAAUGGCGGCCGGAGCGCGGGGGGCUCCGGGAGCCCCUUCCCCACGCUCCUUUUCCCGCUCCCUGAGUCCCUCCGGACUCGUCCUGGCCUUAAAUGCUGGAUCCCGGCGGGGUUUGUCCCACUGGAACGAUCCCAGGGCGUUUUUGGGAAGGGGGCACCCGCUGGCCGGGUGAGGUCCUGCCAUGGGGACAUCUCUGGGGACAUCCUGAGCUCAUCAUUCCUGUGGGAUUGGUGGCUUUGGGCGUGUCCCGGGGUGUCCCUAGCGCCGCUGGGGACAUGGGGACACCCCGAGUGCUGUUGGAGCAUCCCUGUCCCGCUCCAGAGCGCGGGAAGUCCCCAGGGGCUCCUUGGGUCGAGUCCUUCUUUAAAAUCCGGGAUCUGGAGGGUUUCUCGUGCCUUGACAAAUAAAUCUGGGACCGUGUUGGUCGA